This is a messenger RNA of Aureobasidium pullulans EXF-150, 573 nucleotides long. RefSeq lists its product as uncharacterized. The transcript has a single exon. The record is from RefSeq and is a predicted model, not a curated record. NCBI's taxonomy places the organism in Eukaryota, Fungi, Ascomycota, Dothideomycetes, Dothideales, Saccotheciaceae. Bases 184 to 489 code for a protein of 101 amino acids.
CUGCAAUCUUCAAGAGCUCGUCAACCCAUCCGCGCAAUCCUCGACGUUAGAUUACACAAUGGAUAGAGGCGUUGUCAGGAAUUUUUCUACACAGCAGGCUGCGAGACUGAUCGACAAUCACGCUCCACAGCUAAAACGCUACAUGUUUCUUCGCAAAGGAUUCGAGGAACAACUCGCUCGAGAAUGGACAAAAUGGCUACGUCGACGUUGAGAGAGACAUUUCUUCUCAUUGGACUAAGAUCCGCGACUCUCGGUCAUCCCUUACCACUACACGUAAGCCCAAGAGAACACACUUUUGAGUAUGAGCAUAGCCGGUCGCCUGGAUGUGGAAACAUUCGGGCUCUCAGUAGUGGUCAGAUGGGAAGGGCGUAUUCACGAACCUGCUGUGGUCAUACCCUAUCUGUACCCCUACGCCCCUUAUAUACGGCACUGCCUCGCAAAACGCACAACACCUUUCUAACCAGAGUUGUGUCCAUCGUUCAUGGAUGACUGUAUCAAUGCUAAGGGCAUUUGCUCGAUUGUACUUAGUAUCUUCUGGAAUAUAGCGAGGAGGAGAUCAAUACAGAUGAAAGU